Messenger RNA from Chlamydomonas reinhardtii, 1870 nucleotides. RefSeq lists its product as uncharacterized. NCBI's taxonomy places the organism in Eukaryota, Viridiplantae, Chlorophyta, Chlorophyceae, Chlamydomonadales, Chlamydomonadaceae. The record is from RefSeq and is a predicted model, not a curated record. The coding region runs from base 212 to 385 and encodes 57 amino acids. The transcript is spliced from 3 exons.
GACCCCACCCCAGCUAUCCCGCUGUGCCCGCCAGGAACCUCCCAUUGUACUGCAGGCAGCGGGGAUUCAUCGGGCGAAAUCCUGUGCCCGGGGUCGUCGCGAAAUCCAGCGCGCCUGCAUCUUCUGGAUCCGAGUCAGAGCAGGUCAAGGUGGGCCGCCAACUGGGGCGAGCGGAGCGAUUGGUUGCUGGGGCGAGUGCACCUGCACCAAAAUGCAGGGAACGAACGGAAACUGCGAUCAGGAGGAAAACCAGAACCAGGAGGAGGAGGAGGAGGAGGAGGAGGAGGAGGAGGAGGAGGAGGAGGAGGAGGAGGAGGAGGAGGAGGAGGAGGAGGAGGAGGAGGAGGAGGAGGAGGAGGAGGGGGAGGAGGAGGAGGAGGAGUGAGUGUUGGAUGUAGGUGGAGGAAGGGAGGUUAGGCACGGGGGUUAGGGGAGAGGCAUCGGCAUGGGGCCGCACGAGGGCCAGGGGGGUCCAGGGACAAGGGGAGGGGGAGGGGGCCCUGCCGGGGGAGUGGAGUAUUAGGCCUGUGCUGCUGGUGGCACGUGUGUUGAUGUGUGAAGUGCCCGUGUGCUGCGUGCCAUGUGCUCUGGUCUGGGGAUACCUGGAGUUCUGGUUAACGGCCCUUCACCCCCACACGUGGCCUUUGCAUUUCUUGUAGCCGUGUCUAGUCCAUACUGAUUAGUGCAUUAGGCUUUCCGAUGCGGAAGGCGAUGGCGGGGGCAUGGGUUCCCUCUUGGGUUCCCUGCAUGCAUCAUGCUUUGCGGAAUGGCCCGACGCGCCGUGAGCAUACGCCUGAGCAUGCUGUCCUUUAUACUAAUCAGCACUUGCAGUUUACCUGUCCUCAGCCUUAAUAACUUUCCCGGCGUUUGUUUGAGGGAAGAUGCGGGAAGAUGCACCUGGUUGAGGCACCUGGUUGAGGCGUCAGGAUGGGGGGGCCUGAGGAGACCUGUUAAGGAGACCACGAGAAAGACAAAUAAGAUGGCGCUCCAUGUGUCGGGGACUGCUGCUGGCGUGCACCCGUGUGGACGUGCGUGCCCAGCCAGCCUUCAAACUCUUUCCAGGCCAUAGCAUCUUAAACAUACAUGUAAUACCUGAAGUGGGAUUGCACUAUUGGGGCCAGGCACGACAGGCGCGGAUAGAGCCCGGUAGCCCAGGUGCAGGCUCAAGGGUGCGAUGGGACAGAUUGGUGCGUUACGUGAAUCCAGAUUGUCUGGACGAGCUGGCGGGCGCCGUACUGGCAGUUGACCGGGCGCUGCCGGGUUGCGUUGUCAUACCAUCCACGGUGUGUAUACCGCGAGCCGCCAUGGACGGGCAAAUGGAUGAGGACCAGCAGGAGGCGGGCAGGAGGCGGGGCAGGGUCACGAACACGAGGCGGGGCAGGGGCUGCAGGGUAUUACAGGCAAGGGAACCUGGACGUUGCAGCCGGUGACGGAGCGGGGAGGGGCGGGGGAGGGGUAACAGGGCGGCGGCGGCGGUAAUGUGCGUGGUGGCGGCGGUCACGAGCGAUGGGGCGGCGGCGGCGGUGAUGGCAGGUCGCUAGAUAGCUCGUGCUUGGUGGGGCUGCUGUUAAGUGUGGGCAGCAGCACGCAGGUGACGUAUUGAUGCGAUGUCCAUGAGUGGCGUUAGGCUUUGCCGCUGCAGGGGGUCAAGUGGCGAGCUGUGGGCGUGUACGUGGCUUAAGAGAGAGUAGUGAGAGACGAGUCAGUGUGGGUGGCUAUGUGAUGCGACACUACGGCGCCUGCUGAGAAGGCAGGGGUGGCCGGGUGAAUACCGUGUGUGUUGGGUACGUAGCCCCCUGACCAGCCUCUACCGGAAAAACCAGUUUUCUGCACAUCACAGGGGUUAGAUAGAGUGCCCUCCAAGGCUUUC